Molecule: messenger RNA, 1248 nt
Organism: Benincasa hispida (wax gourd)
Lineage: Eukaryota; Viridiplantae; Streptophyta; Magnoliopsida; Cucurbitales; Cucurbitaceae
Product: Ubiquitin-like superfamily protein
Biological process (GO): mRNA splicing, via spliceosome
Molecular function (GO): protein binding
Source: RefSeq, a predicted model, not a curated record
GUGGUUUUUUUUUUUUUUUUUGGGUUUGGGUCAAAUCUCGAAGAAAACCCCUCGUCUUUCGCAUCUCCUUCUGUUUCACCCACGCCACAAAAAACCAACUACACACCCAAAUCACCGACGGCGACGACCCACGGCCACGGCCGUGGCGAUUACUUUCGACAGCGGCGCAGUAGUUCCCGACAUACGGCGGCGGUGCUAACCUCCAUCGGCAGCCACUCGAAGAUCCAUGGCCUCUGACGCUUACUGUUACGGAUCCGGCGGUGCGAACGGAAGCUGGCCGAGACGUUAGUGUUCCAAACGGCAGUCACCUCCUGGGAACCCUGCAGACAAUUUUCAGAUUCGCCAACUCUGACGAACAGUCCGGUCAAUUUUCCCCUGUGAGUUAAGAAGAUUGUUGGAGGCAAAAUUGUGUAGCGAUGAAGGAGGACGGAGAUGAAUCAAAGAAAGAUGAAGAGAAUGUGGUAGGUUACCACAGCAACAACGUGAAGAAAGUUAGGUUAAAUUCAACUCUCGCUGCUCUGCUGGAUGAUCCUAUUCUCGCCGAUGUCCCCAAGAAUCCCACCCUAUCGCACGUCGACACUCUCAUCAGCCUUGAAUUGGGCAGCGCCAUGCGCAUCUCCGUCCUUAAGCUAGACGGCACCGCCAUUGACGUGCCGAUCAUGAAUUCCGCAACGUUGAAAGACUUGAAGCUUGCGAUCAAGAAGAAAGUAAACGAUAUGGAACAAUCCAAGAUGGGGCAUCGCCACAUUUCAUGGAAACAUGUGUGGGCAAAUUUUUGCUUAGCACACCACAACGAGAAGAUACUUGAUGAUAACUCUGUGCUUCAAGAUUUUGGAAUCCGUAACAAUUCUCAGGUGCAUUUUGUCCCAUACGUUAUGUCAAAGAACUCUCGAAGGCAUUCUAGGAGGAGAAAACACCGAUUUUUUCAUGGUCUCAACAAAUGCGCAUGAACAAGCAGAAUGCUUUGGAGGGUGAUUCUCUUAACACAAAUUCAGUAAGCUUGAGUUCGCACUACAGUUUUUGUACAAAUGUAUAGCUUGCAGUAUGAAUGUCUACAUGAUUAGCGAAUUCCUUUUUUUUUUUUUUUUAGACUGGGAAACCCAAAUCCUGCAAAUGCUCUGUUCAUUGUUUAUGUAUUGAACUCAUCUUAGUUUGUGAAGAAAUUUGGUUAAUCUCUGAUGUCACUGGGAAAUUGAAUCAAGCUAUUUCAUUCAUAACUGGAACAGACAAACAAACUUUGGAUUAAAA